GGGUAUCUUGACAAAGCAUGAUGAUUGCCUCGUGGUACUGUAGUGGUGAGACACAUCAUUAUCAUAAGCAGCACAAAUUUAAUUUUCAGAAAAAAAAUCCUUAGUCCUAAAUUCCUAAAGAUAUAUAUAACUGCUAGACCAAAACUGAGACUCUUCAGUUAUAUCCUGUUCUAAAAAAACCCAAAAGCAGAUUUUAAAAGAAAAAUAAUUCCUCAAAAAAACAAAAUAGUCAAAUUCUUAACCAUAUGGCUUUUAUUCUUGAAAACAGACCUAAAAUGACUUUGGUUUUCUUGAUUUUAGCUUGUUUUAUGCAGCUGUGUUUUGGGGUUAUGUAUAAAGUUGGAGAAUCAGCUGGUUGGACAACUAUUGGUAAUGUUGAUUACAAACAAUGGUCUGCUAAUAAAACCUUUCUUGUUGGUGAUGUAAUUGUAUUCCAGUACAGCCCACAAUUCCACAAUGUGAUGCAAGUGACACAUGCUGACUACCAGUCCUGCAAUGCAUCUGCUCCUAUUGCAACACACACAACUGGGAACGACUCUAUUACCAUAACUACUCAUGGCCACCAUUUUUUCCUCUGUGGUGUACCUGGCCAUUGCCAAUCUGGCCAGAAAGUCGAUAUCAAUGUUCUUCGCGUCUCAUCAUCCGCGUCUCCAUCUCAAUCUCCUUCGUCGUCAAGUCCUAUCCCUGCUGUAGCUGUGCCUGCACUUUCUCCUAGUCAUGCUUCUUAUUGGCUUCCUAACAAAAUUGGUGUUGUGAUGGCUGUUUCUUUAGUUGUUCUUUUUAAUUUUGCUUAAGGAGGAAAAGAAGUCCUUGGAUUUUGUAAGGUUUAGUUUUUUUAUAUGGUUAUGGAAUAUGUUAAUCAUGACCUAAAGCUGAAGUUGAGACCUCUAAAUUCUCUUGAUUUUUUAAUUUACAGAAAUGUAAUAAUGUGUAAUUUUGUCAUGUGGCUAUAUAAAACUUGUACAAGAUUGUAUUCUUCUUUUCA
Messenger RNA from Solanum dulcamara, 985 nucleotides. RefSeq names its product mavicyanin. Lineage: Eukaryota; Viridiplantae; Streptophyta; Magnoliopsida; Solanales; Solanaceae. Bases 246 to 794 code for a protein of 182 amino acids. Gene Ontology annotation, molecular function: electron transfer activity. Gene Ontology annotation, cellular component: plasma membrane. The transcript is spliced from 2 exons. The record is from RefSeq and is a predicted model, not a curated record.